This is a messenger RNA of Monascus purpureus, 3095 nucleotides long. The record is from the annotation of a GenBank genome assembly. Lineage: Eukaryota; Fungi; Ascomycota; Eurotiomycetes; Eurotiales; Aspergillaceae.
GGAAUAUUGUCCGCUGUCAAGUCCAUUCAAAAUUGCACCACGCAAGUGAAGCAGCGGGACACUCACGACGUCGCUUUCCAGCCACCGGCGCGGAAUACCUCUCUCUAUUCUCUCUACAUUGGGAGUCCGUCCUCAUCGCAUAAUCGGCCGGGCAUGCUAUUAAUGCGGCCGUUAUAUUGAAUCCCAGGGUUUCCUUAUCGUCUUCACCAUCAAUGGAUACCUUCACCCAGCGUUUCUUGCGAUCCGUCUCGAUUCCCUUUUCACACUGCCCGGAGUUAGGAGCUUAAAUUCGUCGUCAUUCUCGUAUUCUUUUCUUCUUCGUCGUGUUGUGUUGGCGCCAAUCGUCUAUAGUGUCUUGAACGGAAAAGAUCUCGGCUUUCUAGACGAUUUUUUUUUUUGGGUGUUUGCAUAUCGCAAUGGCGAGCAUACAUAGCGCAUCUGCUAUUUCUGAGUCAGCAUUUGGUUGCGAGCACCUUGCCGCUCUUAUGCUUAACGAAAAAGCUGCUGGGCAAUUCAAAGGAGAUUUCAUGAAAACGCAUAAUCUCUUAACCAGAUCUCCUAAGCCUGUUGAAAGUCUACUCCUGCAAUCUAUGGACUUGCUAAGGCCAAAAUAUGUCUGCUUGACUUGCUCUGAACCAUGUGUUAAUGGUGACCGGAAAACCCAUACAGAGAAAACGGGUCAUCAGUUUUACAUGGAGUCUAGGAGUCGUUCGCUGUACUGCCAGGCUUGCGACGAUCUGGUUUAUGAUUAUGGCCUGGAACGUUUCCGGUCGCCCACAUUGAAAUAUCAAGUUUCCAAAAAUCGGCCUCACAGUGAGGUGGCUGCGGACGAGAUCUAUGUCAGAAACAACGCCAACAAACGCCCAUGCACGAGACAAGGUGCCAGAGGUCUAUAUAAUCUCGGACAAACUUGCUAUAUGAAUGUCAUUUUGCAAGCAAUGCUCCAUGAUCCCCUCCUGAGCACUUACUUUCUCGGGAACGGUCACCAAACAUACGACUGUACAGUGCCAGACUGCGUAGGCUGUGCUGUUGCAGAGACAUUUUACGACUUCAACAAUACUGAAAAGGUCGAAGGAUUCGCCGCUCUCAACCUACUCCUAGCAUCUUGGAAAGCGAGUCCAGCCCUUGCGGGAUAUCGACAACAGGAUGCACAUGAAUAUUAUCAGUUCCUCGUCGACAGACUACACGCCACUGCUGAUGACCAUCUGGACGACAAUGACCAAAACUGUCCUUGUUUCUUCCACAAAGCCUUCUAUGGUAAGCUACGGAGCAGUGUGACCUGCCAUCAAUGUGGCAAUGUUACACUUACCGAAGAUCCAAUGGUGGAUCUAAGUCUUGACGUCCAGGCGAAGAAACGAGUCAUGGGUGGCUCGAGUGCGACAGCCACGGCCACGUUGAGCGGAUGCCUUGAGAGCUUCACCUCCCCAGAGAGACUCAUGGCUGGUGUGUACAACUGCAGUGGUUGUGAUGGUACCCAGCAAAAGGCUACGAAACAGCUACGCAUCAAGAAACUCCCAUCUAUCUUAUGUAUGCAGUUGAAGCGUUUUGAUCACAACUCCUCUGUUUCCGAGAAAGUGGAAGGCAGGAUUGACUUCCCUCUUUCUAUAAAUAUGCUUCCAUACACCACAAAACAGUGCAGUAAAUCUAUAGACAGAUCAAAGUUCAUAUAUGAUCUUUCGUCUGCUGUUGUGCACAAGGGCAAAUUGGACGCAGGGCAUUACUAUGCGUACUGCCGGCACGGUGAUGAGUGGAUGCGUUUCGAUGACGACAAAGUCACCCCUGCGUCGGAGUCUGAGGUGCUUAGUUGCGACGCCUACCUUCUAUUUUACAGCCUGCGCCGGUUGCCCAGCAAUGCCCAGCCAUAGUAUACAUCUUUACAGUGUACGGCCCUGGUUUCCACGGAUAGCUGUCCUAUCUAUAUGUCUUUGAAGAUAUGUCGGAGUUAUUGAGUUGUCUUUUAUCGGCAAUUCACCCGGAAGAGUCGCAAUUAGGAAGGGCCAAGUUCGGCAUUUCCAUAGAGCAAAAACAGCUACAUUGUAAUGGAUUUUAGAAUAUGCCAUACCCCUUGUCAUUGUUACCCCGAGGGAACCUCCGAUAUCUUAGAAGAAAGAAAGAAAAAUGAACAAAUUGAAAAAGCAGAACCGGGAAUUCAUUUCACUUUUCCCUCUCAUCGAUUCAAUUCAAAGUUCCGAAUAUGAUGAACAAACAACCCUUAAAACAUGCUCAACACCGGGCCAUUUAAUUCUCAUUUCGCUAAAUCAAGAAAAGGUUCUUGCCCAUCGGGGGAUCCCCAGCAAUUCGGCCCUUGAAUCCCAGUUUUACCGUCCUUCCGUUCGUUGAUUUUAUUUGCUUUUUUCUUUUUGCCCCCUUCUUUUCCCAUGGGAUCAAGUCGAUCUUACCAAGCGCCGAGCACGGAAACGAGUCGUGAACAUCGAAGGAUUUGAAGCAGGAAAAACGAACGAAUUCACCGGUACUGUUUAGAGAAGAGGUCCACGUUAGAUGGAGAGUCGUUUUAAACCGAAAAUAGCGAAGGUAUUUCGAGAGCGAGAAAACAAAAUAGCCCUCCAAUCGUAUACAAUGGAGACAAUCCGCGAUCCGGGGCCGAAAAAUUGGAACUCAAAAAAAAAAAAACGUGAAAACCAACCUUGACGAAACCGAUGUCCUGAGAUUUCUCCCGGAAGCACUGACGGCAGAUGUUCAUCUAAACAGAGCAAGAAAAACCCCGAGUCAGCCCAUCUCGUUCUUUUUUUCUUUUCAACCAAUUCAAACAUUUUUCAGCAACUCGCAGGAUCAGGUUUUCGCAUACCCCGUACUUGCGGAUAAUACCACCGCGGUUAGCGCAGACACGGCUAUUCAUUUUUGAAAUCGUCUCGUCAGUAUUCCAUCACAAUCACACACAUAUCACCCGACCAAAAUCUGUUUGUUUCCAAGCUGAAGGAGUAGGUAAAACACACCAGGAACGAGAGCCCUUGCCGAAUCUAUUCGAUAAACAAUCACCGAUUAGUCUUCUUCCUAUCUCAAGAUUUCGCAGAAAACAAUUGGGAGCAAAGGGAUACGGAUCGGCUCUCUUACUUGCGGGGCCGGCUGUACCACAC